UGACCUGCUUCCAAUCAAUGGAUAUUUAUUGGAAAUGCUGAAUGAAUGUUACAAGAAAGCGAGCACAGCGAAAUUUUUACGCUUGAAAUGAAGUAUACUUAAUCGCACUUCUCUCUAUUCUGCUUGAUACGAUAACACGAACUGACCUAAAAAUUAUCACUAAUUAUCAAUUAAUUUUUUCUUGCUUCCAGAGCAGUUAUGAGAAUUAAUAUAUAAAUAAAACAUGCUAGAAUUUAAUCCUCCUGCUACAUCUACCAGUGCCAGUUCCAUGCUUUCCAUGUUAAAUCUUAACAUGGAAGCAGUUUCCAGGCAGAACUUUUUGUUAGGUGCCAGUCCUCCACUGGCAGCCUUGCAUUCUAUGGCCGAAAUCAAAGCCCUUGGACCUUACGGAGGAACUUCAGUUCAACCAUCUCCUGUCAAAUCUUCAAUAGUUAUUCCAGCAUCUUCAGCAACUCCCCAUGGAAUCAAUGACAUUCUGAGUCGACCUACAAUGACCUCUCCUCCUACUCUGGGUGCAGCUCUGCCUAGGUUUAGUCUGAGCGUAGGGUCAGGAAUGUAUUUUUCUCCAACUAAUCCCACUUUGCAUAAACUGGGACUUGGAGAUAUUUCAGGGAGAUCGUCUCAUGUGUAUUGGCCUGCUAUCAAUCCAUUAUGGAGAGAUCGCUUAACGUCUCCUCAAGUAUCCGCCCAAAGUUGUACAGACAAAGACGGAAAGAAGAAACAUACCAGACCUACUUUUUCUGGACACCAAAUCUAUGUUCUCGAGAAAACUUUUGAGCAGACAAAAUAUCUUGCUGGUCCUGAGAGAGCGAAGCUGGCUUAUGCUCUAGGAAUGUCAGAAAGCCAAGUGAAGGUAUGGUUCCAGAAUCGGAGAACUAAAUGGAGAAAGAAGCAUGCAGCAGAAAUGGCCACUGCUAAACGGAAACAUGAUUCAGAAGCAGAACAAUUUCGACAUGAUGAUCGAGAAGAUUUCGAUUCCAAGCGACUAAAGAUGAAUGUUCUCAGAGCAAAUUGCAGACACAAUGACUCUUCGGAAGGGAUUCUUUGACCUCAGUGCGAGACAACUGAUUCGGAUGUAAAACCAACGAAUAAACACUGAAUUCGAUUGCUAUUAAUGACAACCCAAGUAAUGAACCUUUCAAAAAUCUUCAGGUCAUUAAAUGUCUUCCAAAUCAUUGAAAAAAAUAGAUGAUCUUAAAAUAUUUACCUGAUGGCUAAUGAAAAAAGUUUGACCAGCAAGAAUAUGCCAUAUUUUGCUUUAGCCAGAUAUUGUCAAGAUGCAUUUCAGUAUCGAUAAGUGGUGAACUCAGUAGAAUUUUGAUUUUACAUUGUUAGAAUUUCCAUUGCGAAAACUUUAUAAAAAGGUUUGAAACUAAUUUGUUAUGUGCUUAUGAUAACAUUGUUCCUAUUUACAAUAGCCGAAGAAUAUUUCAACAAUUUACCAAAUAUUUUCUUUACUUAUGAUAGAA
This is a messenger RNA of Argiope bruennichi, 1469 nucleotides long. RefSeq names its product homeobox protein Nkx-6.1-like. Lineage: Eukaryota; Metazoa; Arthropoda; Arachnida; Araneae; Araneidae. Bases 224 to 1048 code for a protein of 274 amino acids. Gene Ontology annotation, molecular function: RNA polymerase II cis-regulatory region sequence-specific DNA binding; DNA-binding transcription factor activity, RNA polymerase II-specific. The transcript has 3 exons. The record is from RefSeq and is a predicted model, not a curated record. Gene Ontology annotation, biological process: cell differentiation; regulation of transcription by RNA polymerase II. Gene Ontology annotation, cellular component: nucleus.